This is a messenger RNA of Nerophis lumbriciformis (worm pipefish), 1916 nucleotides long. Its product is annotated as paired box protein Pax-2a-like. Gene Ontology annotation, biological process: anatomical structure development; regulation of transcription by RNA polymerase II. Gene Ontology annotation, molecular function: RNA polymerase II cis-regulatory region sequence-specific DNA binding; DNA-binding transcription factor activity, RNA polymerase II-specific. The record is from RefSeq and is a predicted model, not a curated record. NCBI's taxonomy places the organism in Eukaryota, Metazoa, Chordata, Actinopteri, Syngnathiformes, Syngnathidae.
AUGCCUGCUGUUGUGUCCCACGUAGGGCAUGGGGGGGUGAACCAGCUCGGCGGGGUGUUCGUGAACGGCAGACCCCUCCCGGACGUGGUGAGGCAGCGCAUCGUGGAGCUGGCCCACCAGGGGGUCCGACCGUGCGACAUCUCCCGGCAGCUGCGCGUCAGCCACGGCUGCGUCAGCAAGAUCCUGGGCAGAUACUACGAGACGGGUAGCAUCAAACCGGGCGUGAUCGGCGGCUCCAAACCCAAAGUGGCCACGCCGAAGGUGGUGGACAAAAUAGCGGACUACAAGAGGCAAAACCCCACCAUGUUCGCGUGGGAGAUCCGCGACAGGCUGCUGGCUGAAGGCAUCUGCGACAACGACACGGUGCCCAGCGUCUCGUCCAUUAACAGGAUUAUCCGAACAAAAGUGCAGCAGCCAUUCCAUCCGUCGCCCGAUGGGACAUCCCUGUCGACAACAGGCCAUACCAUAGUGCCAAACACAGUGUCUCCGCCGGUAACCAGCGCCUCCAACGACCCUGCGGGAUCCUACUCCAUUAACGGCAUUCUGGGCAUCCCGCGAUCCAACGGCGAGAAGAGGAAAAGAGACGAAGAUGGUUCAGAUGGUUCUGGCCCAAACAGUGAUUCUCAGGGUAGUGUGGAGAGUUUACGCAAGCACCUGAGGGCCGACGCCUUCACGCAGCAGCAGCUGGAAGCGCUGGACCGGGUCUUUGAACGCCCCUCCUACCCGGACGUCUUCCCCACGUCGGAGCACAUCAAACCGGAACAGGCUAAUGAGUACUCGCUGCCCGGCCUCAAUUCCAGCCUGGACGAAGUCAAGCCCAGUUUGUCGUCCAACGCCAACCCGGACCUGGGCCCCAGCGUGUCGCAAAGCUACCCAGUAGGUCGCGACAUGGCCAACACGACCUUGCCCGGGUACCCCCCUCACGUUCCCCCGACAGGCCAGGGCAGCUACCCGACCUCCACACUCGCUGGAAUGGUUCCUGGAAGUGAGUUUUCGGGGAAUCCCUACAGUCAUCCGCAGUACACCACCUACAACGAAGCGUGGCGAUUCAGCAACCCGGCGUUACUAAUGCCGCGUCGAGAGGCUCCGUCCCUCCCACUGCUGCCACUGCCUAUGACCGUCACUAGUUACCAUGGAAACCAAAUCAACCUGCAGGACCGCGGCCUCGCCAGGCUCCACAUUGCCCCGGUUUGAGCACACAAUGACACCUUUUUUUUUUUUUUUUUUUUCUUCAAUUCCGGUCCCUUUUUGGACCCUUCCACGUAAAGAUAAACACAAUUUGCCCCAGGAAACAAGAGGAGGGAUGCAGAAAAAAAAAAAAAAAAGGACUGAAAUGACUGCUGUACAUUCCUCUCAGCAGGGACUUUUCCUCCCCCUUCUCGGCCUUUUCAUCCAUCAUCCAGCGAGCAUGGUGGAUGCCACCGGAAGAUUAGGACUCUGUGAUACACAAUCAAAGAUGUAAAAAAAAAAAAAAAAAAAAAAAAAAAAAGAAGAAGAAGAAAACUAUUACAGUAUGUCGCCAUGGACGCAAGUGGAUAUUUUUUAUUUCCUUUUUAAAAAAAAAAAAAAAAAAAAAAAAAUCAUUCUUGAAGACUGAAGGAUGCGAGAAGUCAUCAGGCAACAUUUUGUGUCUUUUUGUUGUUGAUUUUUGCACUAUUUUUUGGAGGUUUGCAACACUGGAGCAUUCUUAUAUGCAGGAAAAGAUUAUGCAUUUUUUUUUUUUUUUUUUUUUUUUUUUUUUUGCUUAACUGUAAGUUUCGGCACUUACACACGUGCACUACUGCUGGAUGUUUAUUCAUUUAAGUCGAUUAAGUCUUUGGCAGGAGAGGAUCUAACAGCCAUCGGAACACCAUUCUACACUGGCGCCAUAAAAAAAUACAAAUAAAUACAAAUCUGGAAAAAAAAAAAAAAAAAAA